This is a messenger RNA of Sciurus carolinensis (gray squirrel), 11573 nucleotides long. It is a transcript of the gene Bmpr2, whose product is annotated as bone morphogenetic protein receptor type 2. Lineage: Eukaryota; Metazoa; Chordata; Mammalia; Rodentia; Sciuridae. The transcript has 13 exons. Gene Ontology annotation, biological process: cellular response to growth factor stimulus; BMP signaling pathway; protein phosphorylation. The coding region runs from base 1221 to 4337 and encodes 1038 amino acids. Gene Ontology annotation, molecular function: transforming growth factor beta receptor activity; ATP binding. Gene Ontology annotation, cellular component: plasma membrane; signaling receptor complex. The record is from RefSeq and is a predicted model, not a curated record.
CAGGGCCGGGAAGAGCCGGAGACUGAGAAGGAGGCGGCGGCGGAGGCGGGGCGACUCCGGUGACCCGGAGCGCCGCAGACUGGCAGCUGCGGCGACUCCCCCCUUUGUGUCUGGUCUGCUCCGAGCCACUGGAAGUGCUUCCCGGAGGGGCGCAGGUUGUCUCGCAGGCUUGCUGCCCACCCUCUUCCCCAGCCACCUACAUCCGCCCUCCCGCCGCCCCCCGCCCUCGACCCGCGACGCCCGAGCUCCGCCCGGAGCCCAGAGCUUGCGGGGAACGAGGCGGCGGCGGCGGCGGCGGCGGCUUCUUCUUCCUCGGGGGUUUGUGAUUCGUUCACAGGAGCCAUUGACGGGCGAAGACGAAGCAUUCAUGGUGGAAUUCACGUCAGGCCAGAUCGAGCAGCAGGAAUAGCCAAGAACGAGAGGGAAGGCGCGCGCUCGGCAGGGCGAGAAGGGGCAGCCCCCCACACUCCCCGCGGCGCGCCGGCUCGGGGCUCGGGCCCUGCCUACCGACCCCCUCCCCCGCCUCGCGCCGCCCGGCAGCCCGCGGCCGGGCCUGCGCGACCCUCCGCGAUUGUUCCGCGGGGCGUGAAGGCUGGGGCUUGCCUAUGGAGGCAGUCACCGUUUACGAUCUCGUCGAAGGAGAGCAUUUGUUGUUCUCGAAAACGGAGUGAAGGAAGCAUCGAAGCGAAACUUUAGAAGGAAUCCUGCUCUCCCCGAGCCGCGGGCGAUGCGACUCGGGCCGCCGGGCGCCGCCGCCGCCCGCCGGGCUUCGCCCUUCGCGGCCGUCGGGAACUUGUUCUGAUCCUCGGCCCCCAUCGAAUCCCCGCCCUCCACUCCUCUGCUCCCUGGAUAUGUUUUCUCGCAGACCUGGGUAUUUUUUUGAUAUCGUGAAACUACGAGGAAAAUAACUGCAUGGUUUUCUUCUGCGCUCCCUGCUUCUCCCCGCGGACAUGCCAUCAGUUUGGGGGGCCGAGGCACCCGGUCCUAGGCGAAUGAAGCCCCCCAGUCGCAAGGGAGCGAAAUGAAGGGAAUUUCUGCAGCGGAAUGAAAGCUCUGCAGCUAGGUCCUCUCAUCUGCCAUUUGUCCUUUCAAACUGCAUUGUAAUACGGGCAGGAUAAGUCAGACGAGCGAGAAGACCAGCCUCCCUGCCGGAUUUCUCCGCCCGUAUUUACUUUCCAUAUUUCUUUUCUCUGCCCUCCUGCUUCUUGGCUGGUCCAGGGAUGACUUCCUCGCUGCAGCGGCCCUGGCGGGUGCCCUGGCUACUCUGGGCCAUCCUGCUGGUCAGCACUGCGGCCGCUUCCCAAAAUCAAGAACGGCUAUGUGCAUUUAAAGAUCCAUAUCAGCAAGACCUUGGGAUAGGUGAGAGUCGAAUCUCUCAUGAAAAUGGAACAAUAUUAUGCUCAAAAGGUAGCACCUGCUAUGGCCUUUGGGAAAAAUCAAAAGGAGACAUAAAUCUUGUAAAACAAGGAUGUUGGUCUCACAUUGGAGAUCCCCAAGAGUGUCACUACGAAGAAUGUGUAGUAACUACCACCCCUCCCUCAAUUCAGAAUGGAACAUACCGUUUUUGCUGCUGUAGCACAGAUUUAUGUAAUGUCAACUUUACUGAGAAUUUUCCACCUCCUGACACAACACCAAUCAGUCCACCUCAUUCAUUUAACCGAGAUGAGACAAUAAUCAUUGCUUUGGCAUCUGUCUCUGUCUUAGCUGUUUUGAUAGUUGCCUUAUGCUUCGGAUACAGAAUGUUGACAGGAGACCGUAAACAAGGUCUUCAUAGUAUGAACAUGAUGGAGGCGGCAGCAUCAGAGCCCUCUCUUGACCUAGAUAAUCUGAAACUGCUGGAGCUGAUUGGCCGGGGUCGAUAUGGAGCAGUAUAUAAAGGUUCCUUGGAUGAGCGUCCAGUUGCUGUAAAAGUGUUUUCUUUUGCAAACCGUCAGAAUUUUAUCAAUGAAAAAAACAUUUACAGAGUGCCUUUGAUGGAACAUGACAACAUUGCUCGUUUUAUAGUGGGAGAUGAGAGAGUCACUGCAGAUGGACGCAUGGAGUAUUUGCUUGUGAUGGAGUAUUAUCCCAAUGGAUCUCUAUGCAAGUAUUUGUGUCUCCAUACAAGUGACUGGGUAAGCUCUUGCCGUCUGGCUCAUUCUGUGACUAGAGGACUGGCUUAUCUUCACACAGAAUUACCACGAGGAGAUCAUUAUAAGCCUGCAAUUUCCCACCGAGAUUUAAACAGCAGAAAUGUCCUGGUGAAAAAUGAUGGAACCUGUGUUAUUAGUGACUUUGGGUUGUCCAUGAGGCUGACUGGAAAUAGACUGGUGCGCCCAGGGGAAGAAGAUAAUGCAGCCAUAAGUGAGGUUGGCACAAUUAGAUAUAUGGCACCAGAAGUGCUAGAAGGAGCUGUGAACCUGAGGGACUGUGAAUCAGCUUUGAAACAAGUAGACAUGUAUGCACUUGGACUAAUCUAUUGGGAGAUAUUUAUGAGAUGUACAGACCUCUUCCCAGGCGAAUCUGUACCAGAAUAUCAGAUGGCUUUUCAGACAGAAGUUGGAAAUCAUCCCACUUUUGAAGACAUGCAGGUUCUUGUGUCUAGGGAAAAACAGAGACCCAAGUUCCCAGAAGCCUGGAAAGAAAACAGCCUGGCAGUGAGGUCACUCAAGGAGACAAUCGAAGACUGUUGGGACCAGGAUGCAGAGGCUCGGCUUACUGCACAGUGUGCUGAGGAAAGGAUGGCUGAACUUAUGAUGAUAUGGGAAAGAAACAAAUCUGUGAGCCCAACAGUCAAUCCCAUGUCUACUGCUAUGCAGAAUGAGCGCAACCUAUCACAUAAUAGGCGUGUGCCAAAAAUUGGCCCUUAUCCAGAUUAUUCUUCUUCCUCAUACAUUGAAGAUUCUAUCCAUCACACUGACAGCAUUGUGAAGAAUAUUUCCUCUGAGCACUCAAUGUCUAGCACACCUUUGACUAUAGGGGAAAAGAACCGAAACUCAAUAAAUUAUGAACGACAGCAAGCACAAGCUCGAAUCCCUAGCCCUGAAACAAGUGUCACCAGUCUGUCCACCAACACAACCACCACAAACACCACUGGCCUCACUCCAAGUACUGGUAUGACCACUAUAUCUGAGAUGCCAUACCCAGAUGAAACAAAUCUCCAUGCCACAAAUGUUGCACAGUCAAUUGGGCCAACCCCUGUCUGCUUACAGCUGACAGAAGAAGACUUGGAGACGAACAAGCUAGACCCAAAAGAAGUUGAUAAGAACCUCAAGGAAAGUUCUGAUGAGAAUCUGAUGGAGCAUUCUCUUAAACAGUUCAGUGGGCCAGAUCCACUGAGUAGUACCAGCUCUAGCUUGCUUUACCCACUCAUAAAGCUUGCAGUAGAAGUGACUGGUCAGCAGGACUACACACAGGCUGCAAAUGGCCAAGCAUGUUUAAUUCCUGACGUUCCACCUGCUCAGAUCUACCCUCUCCCUAAACAACAGAACCUUCCUAAGAGACCUACUAGUUUGCCUUUGAACACCAAAAAUUCAACAAAGGAGCCCCGGCUAAAAUUUGGCAGCAAGCACAAAUCUAACUUGAAACAAGUAGAAACUGGAGUUGCCAAGAUGAAUACAAUCAAUGCAGCAGAACCUCAUGUGGUGACAGUCACCAUGAAUGGAGUGGCAGGUAGAAACCACAGUGUUAACUCCCAUGCUGCCACAACUCAGUAUGCCAAUGGGGCAAUACCAUCAGGCCAGACAGCAAAUAUGGUGACACAAAGGGCCCAAGAAAUGCUGCAGAAUCAAUUUAUUGGUGAGGAUACCCGACUGAAUAUUAAUUCCAGUCCUGAUGAGCAUGAACCUUUACUAAGACGGGAUCAACAAGCUGGCCAUGAUGAAGGUGUUCUGGAUCGUCUCGUGGACAGGAGGGAACGGCCACUAGAAGGCGGCCGAACUAAUUCCAAUAACAACAACAGUAAUCCAUGUUCAGAACAAGAUGUUCUUACGCAGGUUGUUUCAAGCACAGUAACAGAUCCAGGGCCAUCAAAGCCCAGAAGAGCACAGAGGCCCAAUUCUUUGGAUCUUUCAGCCACAAAUGUCCUGGAUGGCAGCAGUAUACAGAUAGGUGAGUCAACACAAGAUGGCAAAUCAGGAUCAGGUGAAAAGAUCAAGAAGCGAGUGAAAACUCCCUAUUCACUUAAGCGAUGGCGCCCCUCCACCUGGGUCAUCUCUACUGAACCACUGGACUGUGAGGUCAACAACAAUGGCAGUGACAGGGCAGUUCAUUCCAAAUCUAGCACUGCUGUUUACCUUGCAGAAGGAGGCACUGCCACAACUAUGGUGUCUAAAGAUAUAGGAAUGAAUUGUCUGUGAAAUGUUUCGGAGUGAAAUUAUUUUUUGCAUCAUUUAAACAUGCAGAAGACACUUAAAAAAAACUGCUUUAUCCUCCUGUCAGCAUCCCCUCCCACUCCUGCAACAAGGACUUGCUUUAAAUAGAUUUCAGCUAUGCAGAAAAAUUAGCUUAUGCUUCCAUAUUUUUUAAUUUUGUUUUUUUAAGUUUUGCACUUUUGUUUAGUCUCGCUAAAGUUGUAUUUGUCUGUUAUGACCACAGAAUUAUAUGUGUGUGUGUAUCAAAAGUGGUCUCAAAAUAUUUUUUUAAGAAAAAAAAAGCAAAAACAUUGUAUUGCUGAUAAUCAGUUUGGACCAUUUUAUAAAGGUCAUUAAAACAGAAACAAUUAUGACAGGUUUGCCUGCAGUGGUGUCUGGUAUCCAUGUUUUAUUUCUGGGCACAAGCUAGUUUAUAUGUUGAUAUGUUCUUGAACAUAUUAUCUGUUGGACAUUCUUUUCUCUUGUAUUUUGUCUGAAUGUGCAAUAGUCUAUAGACCACAAAUAAGCUUUCUUGUAAGCUCUCUUCCUAAUGGGACACACAUUCUUCCAUAAUAUGAACAUCUUUCUUCUCCCAUUCUUCCGUUUUUCUCCCCUAUCUCCCAUGCUUUUUGUACAUCAGUUCUGUGACAGUGAAUUUUGCACAGAAGAAAGCAGCUACCUGAUUUCUUGCUUUCUCUCUCCUUUUGGAGAAUGCAGAAACAUUGUCUGAAAGGGCUCUAUAGAAGGAACUACCAAAACCCAUUUUGAAAUGCCAUAUUCUUUAAACCUUCCAAAUCUUAAACGUAUCCUUCUGGGCAUUUUAACAAGUAUAUUUGGUUCUGGUUUUGGAAGUUCACAAGAGAGCAUAGAACAAAAUACAAGAAAUCAAAUACUAGCCUUUACCUUUUAAUUUUAUUUUUGUAUGCAUAUGUUCCAUAUUCAUUUAUUUAAGAAAUACAUUUUUAUCAGAAAAUCUUUAGAGUUAAACUUACAUGGAGUUUUUAAAUAAGUAGAUGGUUAAGACAUUAUAGUUUUAUAACCUUCAUUCUCUGAAUAGGCCACCUCUGACUCAAAGAAAAUUACAUUUUUUUUUUUUUACUUUAGCUUCAAAAGUAACUCAUAGUUUUGAACCUGUAGUAUCUUUUAUUCUGUUCCCAAGCAAAGCCUAGUGGCUUUAUGUGAAAAUGAUUCCUUUACCCAUGACCUAAAGCACUGUGUAGAAGAACCAUUCAACUGGCAUGCCAAAUCUCUGUGUCAGGAAGGAUUAUUGCCAAAUUUAACCUUUCUUGAGUGGGCUGAGAUUUACCCUCUCUCUUUGCAAAACUGUGUAUUUCAUCAUUAAUCCCCAUUUCAUAAUUUCUCCUUUUACUAGUUUUUCACAUAAUCUUUGGUAUGUAAGCAGAAUUUAUUAUUUAUGUUGCAUUAGAGUACAUCUUUUAGUGAUAAUAUGCCCUUAAAAUCAUAUCAUUUUUAAAGCUUCCUUGCUUUUGUCAUUACUGAUAAUCUUCUCUGAAGUAACAACUUCUGCAUAUUUUUUUUAAUAAAGCACUUUCUUUCAAAUAAGGGAAUUUUUUUCUAAACAAAUUAUAUUCUGUCAAUUUAAAAACAGUUUUUCAGGUUCAUGGAGUAUUUAGUAUAACAUUAUCUAAUUAAGUUCUAAGAUUUUUCUGGGAAAUAAGAAGUCAAGAGGAAAACAUAAAUCCCCAAAUUUCUGAUGUAAUUUCUUACCUCCUUAAUAAUAUUUUCUCAUUUAUACUCCUGUCUUGAGCAUUUAGUAAAAGACAGCUUAAAUUUCCCAACUUGCUGUCCAAAACACCUGUGACUUACUUGUAUAUAAACCUUCUUAUUGUCAUCUGCUGUGAUCUUAUGAGUUAGAGAUUACAACAUUUAUCAUUUAUUCAACUGGAUUGCUGGAUAUAGGUCUUGAUUCUUAGAAUUAAGAUUGUUUUUUAGUGCCCAGGAUUUCCACCCUUUAUGUUUUGUUGGACCUUUCUUGUGAUUCAGACCCUUAACAUAAUUUUUAGUCUUCUGGCAUGUAAUUUUUUCAUAAAGCUGUUAUCUUUUAUCUGUGUGACAAAUUUUUGUUUGCACAUGUUCCAUAUGUUCUUUCCCAGGAAAUUUUCACUUAGUUCUCUUAUCUUUAGUGUCCUUCAAAUGCAUUUCAGGAUAUUCUUUUCAAGCAUUUGGGAGACAAUUGAAUAAAAAUAAAUUUUAUUCCAUCUCUAAUUUGAAGCAUUGAGGAUAAAUGUCUAUUUGAGGUUUUAACUGAUCUUUUCCUAUCAGAAGAAGAGUUCUUACUAUUUGGGCCAGUCCACUUUAAGUUUUUCAACAUUUUUUAAUGUUUAAUAAUAAAAUGGUUUUAAAAAUUAACUUACCUGGAUUAAAAUAACUCUGCAUAGUUGUUCAUUUCAUGAAACAUGUUUAAAACAAUUUCUUUCCCCAGUAAUUUUAGUCAACUGCUGAAAAAGUAGGAAAGGUAGAAAAUGUAGAUCAUAUUAAAAUUUUUAGAUUAAAUUGUACAUCAGACUUUUAGAAUCUUUGUAAUAUAUAAGAAGCAAAAUCACUUUAAGUGACUUAAAUUAUAUAAUUGCUAAUUUUAUUCAUGUGACAAUAAAUGUUUUUUAAAGCUGAUAUUUAAAUGCUAUCACAAAAUUUUGCAUGUAGAAAAGAAUUUGGCUCUUUUUAAAUCAAGGGCCAUUGAAUUUGAAAAUAUGAAAACUUAUUUCACUGGAUAUUAAUAUAACUUAAAAGCAUCAUGCUAGGUAAUCAUAGUCUAAUAUCAGUUCCCUUAACAAAAUUCAGAUUGUAUACCAGAAUUAAAUAAUUGAAAGAACUUAAUUUGGAUUAUGUUUACACUAAAUGAUUGAAAUGUAAAUCCUAAAACCUUUUUCUAAGUGCAUAAUUGUGAGAAAAAAAAAAAAAAACUUCCUGUAGAAAAUAUGAGAGGGCACAUACAGAAUACUGGGAAAUAGAUAUCUAUAUCUAUAUAUAGAUAUAGAUAUAGAUAUAUUACUUUUAAUUCUCACAGCAACCCAAUGAGCUAACAUUCCCACUUUAAAGAUGAGGAAAUAAAAGUUAAGAGAAACUAGGUAAUUUCCCCAAAGUUCACAUCUAAUAACAAAGAUGGGAUUUAGCCUGUGUCUUCCUCUCUACAUCUCUUAUCCAUAGCACACUGCCUAUACACUGUAUGACAGGUUGUGUAAUUUACUGACAUUUUGUAAGAAAUUCAGUUAUUAUAUGCCAGCACAAUUGUGGUUUGUAUAUAAGCCAAACCAGACACCUUAAUGAUUUUAGCAGUUAGGCAACCAUAAAAUGUAUAGACUUUAUGCUUAUUUUGCUUAAGAUGUAAUUACUAAUUCAGAACAAAAAUCAGUCUUAAAUUUGCCAUCUUAAAAUAAUUUCAAAAGAGGGGUGGGAGGGGAAAAAUAAUAAUAAUUUCACCUAACUCCUAGCAUUCUUAUAUUGCAGAACUAAAGGUAAAGUAAAUUUUAAGGGAAAACUGAAGGUAGCUUUGGGAACAUUUUCCUAAAAUAAUUCUAUACUAUAUUUGGAAAAAUUAAUUUAGCAUAGAACUUCAAUCUCAUCAAUCCUUUGAAGUUUUCAAUCUUUGAAAUUUCUGCAUCUAAUGACUUUAGAAAAUUUGUUAAUCCAGAAAAACUAAUUGAAUAGGAUAUGGGAAGGAUACAAGGAUAAUAUCUUUCAUGGAGUAAUCUAGUCCUUAUGUGUAUUUACUUGUCCUAGAAAAUGUACAUUGAUUCUGAAUAUGAAAAUAACUAGAAGAGAAGAAAUUCUCAAGUAAGUAUGUGUUUCAGUUAGAAUUAUCACAAAAUUUGGCAAAUAUUUUUAUGUAAAUUACAAGUUUGUCUUCUAAGGCCAAAUGGAAUACAAGUUGGGUCACAACUAUUAUACUGAAUUUUUAGUCUCUGUCAAUAUGUCUCUUGAAAGUCAUUUUAAAAAAUUGAAAAUUUGAAUAAACUUUUUGUUUCCUUUUUUCCAUUGGAGAUUGUUAAUUCCUAGAACUUGAUGUUACUUUAUAUUUCUAUACCACGUUUUAUAAAUUUAUGUCGAACUUACUACCAGUUAUAUGCAGGUUUAUUUUACAUAACUAUUCACAGUUUGCUUUAUAUAUCACCUUAUCUUCUUAGCUAACUCCUAAAGUUAUAAUUUAUGUACUCAUUAAUUUGAUUAUUUAGACCAGUCAUUCUAGAAAUUGAGUAAUACCCUUCAUACAUCCCAGAAGUCUCUUUCAGACUGGGAUAUUUCUAAAUAUUCAUAGCCUUGACUGGUAGUGGGUCCCCCCACCCAGCAAUGAAGUUGCAUUUUAACUUUGAGAUUAUGAACUAUGCAAAGUUUGCCCCAAACUACCUACAUGAUCCCUUCCUAGAUAUAUUCAUUAAAUAAAUCUGGCAAAUCACUGUUUGAACUAGUUACACAAAAGUUAUUAUCCAAAGAAGGCUUUUCUACAUAUUUCUAGAUUAACAUGAAAAAAUACAAUCACAUAGUGCUCUAGUGUACCUACCCAUUACUCUCCUUAAAUUGCCACAUGGUUUAUGUCUGAUUUACUCUGUCCCUCUGUUAUCUGACUUACAAUUUUAUGUGUCAGAAAAGUUUUCCGCAUGUCUAUUCUGUCUCCCUCUUGCUUCAUUUUUAAUCCAUUUCUUUACCCAGUAGGAAAAAAAGAACAGUGGUCAUCCUCUCCAACAUUGUUACUCUAGUAUGCUUCAGAUUUCUCAGUUAACACCUAAAUCUCAGUUCUUCAAACAAAAUUGUUUCUUUAGCCUUUCUUCCUCAGUUCUAUUUUAAUGACCUUAUUUAUAUUUAAGAGCACAUAAAAUUAUAUUUUACAUUCUAUUCAAAUUAAUUACUCCGUUUAAGUAAUAGUUCAGUAGUUUGAUAGAAUUGAGUUAGUUGUCAUUUGACAUUGGAUUCAACCAUCAGACCACCAGCAAAAUCAGCCCUUAAUUUUUAUAUUAUCUAACAUUUUCCCUUAAAUUGCAGUUUUGUGAUUUUAUAUUUUCAUUAAUUAUAACUAAAAAGCCAUGCAUAGAGAAUUGUAUGUCAUUUUGCCAUUAAAAUUUUUAACUUAUAUUGCAGUAAGCAUAGUAUUAUGAUUGAACCACGAUGUUUUACAUUUAUUUGUAUCAACUCAUUGUGUUGAACACUAAACACAAGAUUCAUUUUUAAAAGCAAACCCUACAAAAAUCAGGUAAAAUCUAUGAACAUUUUUGUAGACCACUUUUGAAAUACUUAUCAUUGUUUUGCAACAUGGACUGGACUAUAACAACUUUCCCUUAACUUCUAAGCGACUGAUUAAAGUUGAGUGUUGCUGUAUAAAGAAAAAUGUAGAGAGUUAUCUUAUGGCAGUUACAUUUGAAAGUAAAUAUUUAAGGAGAAUUUAUGCUGUGUAUUAAAAUUAUGCCCCAAAUAAGUCUUUCAUAUUUUUAAAAAUUCCAAUUCCAUUAUUAAUGUGAUGUUUGUAGCCUUAUUAUUAAACAUUGUGAACAUACGCAUUUUAUUUAAAAAACUUAAUUUGAAACCCGCAUUAAAAUUUGUGUAAGAGAAGGAAUCUUUAGAAAUAAAAUUACUUCAUUAGGAUGUUCAGUUUGUGAUUGGAUAUUUAAGAAAAUUACUAUAUUUAAAAUUACAAUUUUUUUUCAGUUUUAAAAAAUACAUGGAUUUUCCCAUUUUAUUUGUACUUUUAGAUUUCAAAACAUUUUCCUGUUAUAAAAUCACUCUAUAGAUAUAAUAUUACUUAAAAACUCAGGGCCCCUUUCAUCUCUUCAUAUACUGAAAAAGUUCUGUUGGUAGCAAACUAGCAAUUAGAUCCAGUUGAAUAUUUAAAGUGUUUGUUGCACCGUUCAUUUAACAUCUCGUGUUAUAAUUUGACUUAAUUCACAUAAACGUAAAAUCAGAUUUCUUUCAUCAUAAAAAUUUGCCCAGUUUGGUAAUUACUGAAUAAAAGGAAUGACUCAACUAAUUGGCUAUAUGUUACAGCAAAUUUAGGCCUUAGAGUUGAAGUACUGGUUUAAACCUUUCUGUUCUUUGAUUAAAUGGCUGUCCAUGAUGGGACAAAUCAUUUUGUUUUGUUUUUUGAUAACAAAGCAAUUCCUCUGAGAUAUAAUUUUCUUAAGAGGCAAUUUAACAUUAUAAAUUUUCUUCUAAAAAUUAACUAUUGAGUUUAUAGCUUUAGUAAUAGCUUGGAUGAUUCUGAGAGAUAAUCUAUGGUAAUCUAUCACAUUGUCAAAACCAAAUAGAAUUUUUCUUUGAAUCAGAUAAGCUCAAGUUCUAAAAUGGUAUACUGUGUUUAAUUCUAGCAAUGAAGUUGUUUUGUAAUCAGUUUCUUGUCUCAGGAUCCCCACCUUGUUACCAAUCCUCUUACGUAUGUAAAAGAAAAUUAUUUUUAAAGAAACUUAACAGUAAGAAAACUCAAUUACUAAAAAAUACAGUUAAAAGAUUGUGAGACUCUGGUUUAACAUUGAAUUGCUUGACUUCUGUGGCUUUUCUUAUUCUGGUCACAUUUAUUUAUUUAAGUAAUUUUUGUAUGCCUUGUUAUUUCAUUUCCAUAGAGAUUAUGUUGUAUAAGUGUUUGUAUAAGCUGGAAUCAUUCUUAGUUUUCUGUUGAUAAUUUUUCAAACGAAGAUACAUGGAUAAUUGUAAAAUACACUAACUCCUAGGGUGUUGUAGUAGCUGAAACAUGGAAAUGUGUAGCUGCCAUGCUUUUUCUGAAUGGACAGGAAAGACAUAAGCUACAGAGUAUUCAUUUCUGAGGAUGCUUUUCUAGAAAAAGAAAGGCUGAAAAAUAAUGGCACUUCCUCAGAACCCUCUUUCUUGUUAACGGGUAUCUUUUGUUGGUGUGUUUUGCUCUUACAUUACAGAUAGAAUAUCAUAUUAUGAAUUUAUGAAUAAUUACUUUCAGUUAUUUUGCUUUUGUAUAAGCUGUCUGAGACCUUGCUAUGCUGUAUAAGUUGUGUUUGAUGGAUCAGUGUGAGUAUGAAAUAAAGCAAAUCACUUUUCUUUUAUAUUAUCUAUGGAUGCCACUAUGAAAGCUGACAUUAAGCCACUAAAGAGUUUUCUAUGAAUAAGUGUAAGUAAAUGCUUUGAUAUAUAUAAACCUAAAUAAAAAGAUUGUAUUGAUACAAAGACAUUGGAGAAGGAGAUUUUAAGACAGUUAUUUAGGUUUAAAAAGGCUUGCUGUAAAAUGGUGCAUUAUUCCAUUUAUUAAAGAUCAUAUUAAUGACAACA